Messenger RNA from Diaporthe citri, 159 nucleotides. RefSeq lists its product as uncharacterized. The transcript has 2 exons. Lineage: Eukaryota; Fungi; Ascomycota; Sordariomycetes; Diaporthales; Diaporthaceae. The coding region runs from base 1 to 159 and encodes 52 amino acids. The record is from RefSeq and is a predicted model, not a curated record.
AUGUCUCAGGUUGGGAAGGGGCCUGAUUUAUGGACAAUCUGCCAAACAUCGAGGUGGAAGAUGACCGUUUCCAUAUUUACUGUUUUACGAAACGUGCAGCUUGAGCGUCUCUUCAUCGACUCAGAGACCAGCAGCGUGACUGUACGGUCAGCUCGGUGA